AUGGAAGAGGAUCUAAACGAAUAUGUAAGAUUAGAAAUCUUUUCCCAUCUGCCUCCAGAGCUAAUUUUGAAGUGCAAGCUUGAACGUAAAUCAUGGGAAAAGCUCCUCUCUCACAAAAAAGCGGGUUUUCUUUUUUUAAUUGAAGAAUACGGGAAAAGAAACCUUCAACUUUACUAUGGAGAUUAUGAUGAGAUUUUUUGUAAGGAAAGUUUUGCAACUAAGGAGUUUUCUUUCGGGAGUCUUACAAAGAUUAAUCACCCUGUCAUUAAUCAACGAAAAAAACAUUUAUGGGGAGAUCAAAUUGUCAAUUCUUUCAAUGGUUUGGUUUGUUUAAAAUUACCCUUUCACGGAGUCAAUGAUCCUGUCUACAUCUUCAAUCCUGUCACUACGGAAUACAUUAACCUUCCUCGUUUAAAACAUAUAUCUGGUUACGUUAUUAGUGGAUUCGACUACCAUCCUUUGAGUAAUGAGUACAAAGUCGUACGAAUCCAUUACCCGAAUAGAGUAUACGACUUUGUGCCGGACCCAAAAGGAUUUGUUGAGAUAUACACCCUUGGGCGUGACACUGAAGGCUGGAGAACAUCGGGGAAGUCAGCUACUUAUUGUGCAAGAGGGGUGUUCUUGCAAAUGGAUUGCUAUACUGGUUAG
Papaver somniferum (opium poppy) is the source of this 648-nucleotide messenger RNA. RefSeq names its product F-box protein At3g07870-like. The coding region runs from base 1 to 648 and encodes 215 amino acids. Lineage: Eukaryota; Viridiplantae; Streptophyta; Magnoliopsida; Ranunculales; Papaveraceae. The record is from RefSeq and is a predicted model, not a curated record. The transcript has a single exon.